AACAGAUUUGCCUCCUUUGUGUGGCCCCAGAUCCUUGUAAUCUCUAACCAUAUUUCAAAAUCAUCAGUUUCAUUUUUUUCGCCUUUGGACUUUUGACUCUCUCUCUCUCUCUCUCUCUCUCUCUCUCGCAUAUGCUGAAUUAGCAUUGCGUUUUUUCACGUCAUCGUUCUUUUUUCCUCAUCUCUCUUGCUAGAGAGAACACAAAAGAAUUAUCAAUCCAAAAAAAUGGCUAUAUCAUCAUCUUCAUCGUCCAUGCAAGAUAUCUUAAAGCAACGCAAAUACCCAUUCAUCUUCUCUUUUUUCCUUUUACUCAUCUUCGUCACUUUCCUCCUCAUUUCAAACUCCCAGAAAUCUCCCAUAUUCGUUGCCAUCGACUUUGCUCAACGUACCUCUCAAUCCAAAUCAUCAAUUCCCGAUAAUCCGGAAUUGAAUCCUAACACUAUUUCAAACGAAAACGUACCGCUGAAUAAUAGUAUUACGAUCAAUCCUGAGUCUGACGUCCCGCUGAAUAAUAAUUAUACGAUCCAUACUGAUUCUGAUACAUUAAUCAACAAUGAAUUGGAAAGGUUCGCUUAUGAUUGGAAGCUAUGUCCCGGUCCCGUGGCGGUUGAUUACAUACCGUGCCUUGAUAAUUGGAAAGCAAUAAAGGCAAUAAGGUCAAGAAGGCAUAUGGAGCAUAGGGAAAGGCAUUGUCCUGUACCUAGUCCCAGGUGUUUGAUUCCGUUGCCGGUUGGUUAUAAGUUGCCGGUUUCGUGGCCUAAGAGCAGGGACAUGAUAUGGUACGACAAUGUUCCUCAUCCUAAGCUUGUGGAAUAUAAGAAAGAACAGAAUUGGGUUAAACAAUCUGGUGAGUAUUUUGUUUUUCCUGGAGGUGGAACACAAUUCAAGGAUGGAGUGAAUCACUACAUCGAAUUCAUUGAAAAGACUUUUCCAACAAUUGAAUGGGGAAAGAAUAUAAGGGUCGUUUUAGAUGUUGGAUGUGGUGUUGCUAGCUUCGGCGGUUAUUUGCUGGAUAAAAAUGUCAUUACCAUGUCAUUUGCUCCAAAGGAUGAACAUGAGGCUCAGAUACAGUUUGCACUGGAGCGCGGAAUCCCUGCUACUCUCUCAGUCAUUGCAACUAAAAAGCUUGCAUUUCCAGAUAAUGCAUAUGAUGUGAUUCAUUGUGCAAGAUGCAGGGUUCAUUGGCAUGCAGAUGGAGGAAAACCAUUGAUGGAGCUCAACAGGAUUCUUAGGCCAGGAGGGUACUUCAUAUGGUCUGCAACUCCAGUUUAUAAGAAGGAUGAAGGACAUAAGAAUGUCUGGAAAGUUAUGGUUAAUCUGACAGAAGCAAUGUGCUGGAAGAUGGUGGCAAAGACCUACUUUAAAAAGGCUAGAGUCGGGCUAGUCAUAUAUCAAAAGCCAGAUUCAUCUUCCUGCUAUGAGAAUCGUAAAGAAAAUAAUCCCCCUAUGUGCGAAAAGAACCAUAGGCUGAAUAGUUCAUGGUACACGCCACUGGACAUCUGUCUUCUACCACUCCCCACGAGUAGCUACGAGUGGCCUGCACCUUGGCCCCAGAGGCUCAACAACAAACCUCUAAGUCUAUCCCUUGAAACAGACGCCGAAGAAAUAUUUAAUGCGGAUACAAAACACUGGGCAGCUUUGCUAUCAGAUGUGUACUUAGGAGGUCUUGGCAUAAAUUGGUCAAAUGUGAGGAAUGUGAUGGACAUGAAUGCAGGCUAUGGAGGAUUUGCGACUGCACUGAUUGAUCGACCCCUGUGGGUAAUGAACGUCGUUCCUAUCAGUGGACCGGAUACUUUACCCAUUAUCUUUGAUAGAGGGUUGAUUGGCACAUACCAUGACUGGUGCGAGUCCUUCAAUACCUAUCCGCGGACAUAUGAUCUUCUACAUUCCAGCUUCCUCUUUGGAAAUUUAAGUCAAAGAUGUGACCUAGUGGAUGUAGCUGUGGAGAUGGACAGAAUGCUGAGACCAGGUGGAUAUUUUUUAGUUCAAGACACUUUGCAGAUGAUUAAACAACUUGGCUCAAUUCUGCGUUCACUUCAUUGGUCGGUAACUCUACAUCAAGAGCAGUUUCUCGUUGGCAAGAAAGAUUUUUGGCGCCCCAAAGACACAGCAAAAAUAUCAAAGUCCUAAACAGUUUUGUAUAUUUUACAGUUAUAUCUCCAGUUUAUCUGUAGAGAGAAAAGAAAACAUACUUCUCAACAAGUUUUGUAUAUUCAUUCAUUUCUUCUCAAGGAGAAGUAUUCAAAUUUAUACAAAUACAUACUUCCAGAGGAAAGUGAUUUUUGCCUCUAAAAAUGAAAAGAUGUUCGCUUCUUGGCACCACUUAUCUACAGUAACAUUCCUUUUGGCAUACCAGCUUUUUUGUAGAGAGAUAAAACCAUAAUUUUAACAUGAUCCGCCUCUGUCGUGGAGUACUUAUUUUUGUUGUUAUUAGUGUUUCUUUUGGGAG
Messenger RNA from Nicotiana attenuata, 2449 nucleotides. Its product is annotated as probable methyltransferase PMT22. Gene Ontology annotation, molecular function: methyltransferase activity. The record is from RefSeq and is a predicted model, not a curated record. The transcript is spliced from 8 exons. NCBI's taxonomy places the organism in Eukaryota, Viridiplantae, Streptophyta, Magnoliopsida, Solanales, Solanaceae. Gene Ontology annotation, cellular component: trans-Golgi network; endosome; cytoplasm. The coding region runs from base 226 to 2130 and encodes 634 amino acids.